Trametes versicolor FP-101664 SS1 is the source of this 2016-nucleotide messenger RNA. RefSeq lists its product as uncharacterized. The record is from RefSeq and is a predicted model, not a curated record. The coding region runs from base 1 to 2016 and encodes 671 amino acids. The transcript is spliced from 8 exons. Lineage: Eukaryota; Fungi; Basidiomycota; Agaricomycetes; Polyporales; Polyporaceae.
AUGCCACGUCCUAAAAGAAGCCACGAAGCGGUCGCCGAGGAGAAGGCAGAGAAGGAGAAAGAGAUCCUGGAGGCGCAAGCAAAGCAGGCAGAGGCGGUUGCACGUGCUGCUGCAAUAGAGGAAGCCUCCGGAGAGGCCGUUGAGAUCUGUAAGGCUCCUCAGCACGAUGACUCCCCUGCUCAGCAAUCUGGAAGAACAAGCACCAAACUCACCGUGAAGCUUCCUCCCUUCAAGGGCAGGCCUAAACCUGUGGCCGCAGAGCCAGAGACGAUUGAGAGCGCACCUGAGUACUCGGAAGGAUAUGAGGAGGCCGAAGUCGAUGAACUUGAGGACGAGGAUCAACCGGUCAUCGACCUGAGCGAAGACGAGUAUCAAGACAGCGAGUCAGCUGAAGCUCUAGGGGCGUCAGACAGUGAAGUCGAGAGCACACCUCAACUUACCCUGGCUGCAAGCAUCAAGAACCUAGCGAGGGUCGGCCGUGCAGAAGUAAACGCAGCAAAGGAAGCAACGCAUGCGCUGGCGCAGUCGCAGUCAACGGUCGGGGUGGGAAAAAGGAAGCAGACAGUAGGCGCGGCUGCACCAGUACAAUCUGCCCCCAAGAAAGCAAAGACUGUUCAGGCUCAAACGGCACUGGUACCGAACUGGGAGAGCGUCGUGAAGUCGGGGAACCGUGGCCGCCAACAUUCACCUUCCCAUGUCAACAUACCCACUACGGGAGAUUCGAGGCGCUCAUCCUCUGUCUCUAGCACCGCAUCAGCUGCGCCUUCAAGCAGCGACGUCGACACUAUCGCUAGCGAGAAAGAAGAUGAGUGCUUCCUUCCGGGCUCAGGAAUCGACAUCAACAACGCACCCGAUCACGACCAGCAACACGAUGACGAUGAUGACAUCCGUCCCUCCACCCAAUUGCACUACCGUGAGCGUACGAACACAUCAGUACUCGAAUUGCAUUCGGGAAAGGCCGGCGAGCAGAGACGAGCCGUCUUAGGUCAGGCUGUCGAGACUCAAGCCAAGGGCUCCAUCCUCACGAGGGUGAUUCCACGCACCACUAUCACGCCAGGCACAAAGACCGCAGGCAAAGCUACCGCUCAAACUUCGACGCGCCCUAUUGAAGAUGUCGCAGACGGAGGACUUGCGCCGCAGAAGUCCAAACGCGCUGUCCGCGGCAGUGGCAAGCGCCCUAAAUCCAAGAUCUCGGAUCUCCCGCGCGUCAUGCACGAGCCAUUCAAUUCUCGGUUCGUCCCUCUGGUUCGUCAAUUUCUGGGCACAGUGUCCCCAUGGCAGGAGAUCACGCUCUCGGAGCUCCGUCUGCUGCAUCGCAAGGCGUUCGGUGAGCAGCUUAGCACCCAGAACCCGCUCGAAGAAGGCGAUGAUUGCUUUCGUCUGAUACACUAUCGUAUCGAUGACUGGCAUAGCAAGUUUGGUGCGACCGCUCUGGAGACGUUCGAGGAGAUCGUCCGCGAUCCGGACAAUGCGGCCGUUCUUACGGGUCCGGAGCAGAUAGGCGCGUAUGCCGAGUUCCUUCUGGGAGACCGACAGAAGAAGGCACCAUUCUACUGGCAUGUAUGGGAGCAGAAGGAUACCGGCAAGCCCGAGGGACGUUUGCAGAGCGACUUAAUCAUUGGGACGUUUGCGUACCAUAUCUCCGAGCUCCAGAUGGUCGAUCCGGGAGAGCGUACGCAGGAGUUUUCCGAGGGCGCACUCACGAUGUCCGUACUUGCGGUGACCCACGUACUCAGUCAUUAUACAACCGGCGAGUUCGCGCCACCCAAGGGCCGGCUCGGCUGGUUUUCGGAGGACAACUACGGCGACAGGAUCAUUUUCCAGGAGGGCCGGAACGUCUGGGAUCGGAGGAUGACGCGCAUUCUCAGCGUUGUCAAGAACCUCAAGGACAUCCUACGAGAGCGCGUCGAGUUGGAGAAGAAGCGUCGGGGUAAGAAGCGUGCAGUGGGCGCUGCUGAGGGGCCUGGCACGAGUGCGGUCGAGGAGGAGGACAGUUUGAUGCUCAUCGACGACUAG